This is a messenger RNA of Daphnia pulicaria, 1664 nucleotides long. Its product is annotated as myosin heavy chain, clone 203-like. Lineage: Eukaryota; Metazoa; Arthropoda; Branchiopoda; Diplostraca; Daphniidae. The transcript is spliced from 5 exons. The annotation marks the transcript as partial. The record is from RefSeq and is a predicted model, not a curated record.
GCAGAAAUCGGAAAUAGAAAACAAAAAUUAAGUAAUUUCGUGAAUUUCUUGUUUGAAAUAUAAGUGAAAAAUUUUUCUGAAUUGAAAUAUGCAAAUAAUUUCGAAAUUGGAAAUCUAUAAAUAUAAAUAUACGCAAAAACGCGGUAGACUUCAUACAUGCUAAUCAAAGAUGACAGAGCAGAAUCUAUAAAGAACCCACGAAAACACUACAUAGGGUACUGUUGAGCAUUAACAACUAAAAAACCAAAAAAUUAAGCAACAAAAUGUUUACUUCAUUCGCUGUGUUCACUGUUGGAAUAUUCUUACUUUACGGAUGGGCGUUGAUUAUCGAUUUAUUACAAAGUGCGUUUUUAUCAGACAAAACUACCAAACAUGUCACACCAAAAGAAACCAAAAUCGAAAACGCUAAAUCAAAAAACGAGGAAAAAAGUCAACUUUUGGAACAGGCAAACACCGAAAUGACUGAACUGAAAGCGAACUUUGAUCUACAAAAAUCAAUCCUCGAAAAAGACAAAUCCGAUUUAGUGGAUGCGAUUAAACUCGCUAAAACAGAAAACGAGGAAAAAAUUCGACUUUUAGUUUUAGAGCAGACUAAAACAAAACUGACGGAACUGAAAGCGAACUUUGAUCUACAAAAAUCAAUCCUCGAUGAAGAAAAAUCCGCUUUAGUGGAUGCGAUUAAAAUCGCUGAUAUGAAAAAUGAAGUAAAAAGCAAACUUUUGGAUAAAACGCAAACCGAGUUCACGAGCUUAAAAGCGCACUUCAAUAAUCAAAAAUCCACUCUCGAACUCGAAAAAUCUGCAUUGACGGAUGCAGUUAAAGCUGCUCAAACGGAAACGGAAGACAAGAAUCGACUUUUGGAACAGGCAAACACCGAAUUGAUGAACCAGAAAGCGCAAUAUGAUCAGCUAAAAUCCAACUUCGAUGAAGAAAAAGAAAAAAAUAGCAAACUUUUGGAUAAAACGCAAACCGAGUUCACGAGCUUAAAAGCGCACUUCAAUAAUCAAAAAUCCACUCUCGAACUCGAAAAAUCUGCAUUGACGGAUGCAGUUAAAGCUGCUCAAACGGAAACGGAAGACAAGAAUCGACUUUUGGAACAGGCAAACACCGAAUUGAUGAACCAGAAAGUGCAAUAUGAUCAGCUAAAAUCCGCUUUAGUGGAUGCGACUAACCUCGCUGAAACGGAAAAAGAAAAAAAUAGCAAACUUUUGGAUAAAACGCAAACCGAGUUCACGAGCUUAAAAGCGCACUUCAAUAAUCAAAAAUCCACUCUCGAACUCGAAAAAUCUGCAUUGACGGAUGCAGUUAAAGCUGCUCAAACGGAAACGGAAGACAAGAAUCGACUUUUGGAACAGGCAAACACCGAAUUGAUGAACCAGAAAGUGCAAUAUGAUCAGCUAAAAUCCGCUUUAGUGGAUGCGACUAACCUCGCUGAAACGGAAAAAGAAAAAAAUAGCAAACUUUUGGAUAAAACGCAAACCGAGUUCACGAGCUUAAAAGCGCACUUCAAUAAUCAAAAAUCCACUCUCGAACUCGAAAAAUCUGCAUUGACGGAUGCAGUUAAAGCUGCUCAAACGGAAACGGAAGACAAGAAUCGACUUUUGGAACAGGCAAAAACUGAAUUGAUGAACCAGAAAGCGCAAUAUGAUCAGCUAAAAUCCAAC